AAACGUUCAGCCGCGGACCGUUGCGCGUUCAGUCUCCGUCCGCCGUUCGACAGCAGCGUUUUUCCGUGGUAGAUAAACCGCCGUCGUCGAGAUCGUCCGAACAGAGGUCGAAGGAAUCAAACCGACAAACAACGACCGCGACCAAUAGCGUCCAGCAGAACCGCCCGUCACGAUGCACCGCAAUCAAUGCGUAAUCGCGUUCGCGUUGGCCGUGUUCGCACUCGCGGUCCACGUCGCCGUUUGCGAGAACAAUACGAAUCCGUUAUCGUUGGCAACAGACAGCUUAGUUGUAAGUGUUACCGGAUGGUCUUGAUCGGGUAUACCCGCUGUCGGUAUUUGAUGCGAAAACGCGCGCCGUGCGCAACGAUCGCGCGGUAAACGUCUUUACGGGGCCGGACGCGGACGGGGUACACCUCUAACCCCAUGACAGUGUUGUAUUGACGGGGGUGGGCCGUGGUGAAAUCUCGAAUUUUCGAACGUUCCGGAUGAAAUCCGAUGAUGUUUUUCGCGGAUAGAGAACACGCGGUUGCCCCCCCCCCCGUGAACGUUUCCACUGAAAUAUACUUACGCGGUAUUUUCACGAAGUCCAUACCUGUUUGUUACUGUUACUCGUUGGGUAUAAAUUGGUAUUAUUAUUUUUGUUGAUGUUGUUGUUAAUUACGUCCACGACGUGUACGGUGUGUGCCCGUAAACGGAAACGGGAAAACCCUGAUGAAUUAUUGAUAUUUAUAACAAAAAAAAAAAAAAUUAAUUUUUUUCCGCGAAAUGUAAUCAAAUGUGUAAUUCAAUAGGAUCGAUUCGUGUGCGUAUUCACAGGGGUUGUGGGGCUUCUUUUUUUUUUUUCGUAUUAAUAUGAAACAUUUUUGAAAUGUUUUGUUAAUUCCUCCGACAACAAGGUAAAUUGCAUUAUUGUUAUCGCCUUUGUAGACACAUGCGCAAUUGUUAUUUGUCAUAUUCAGAUCUGUCGACUUUACGCGUUUUACUGUCGAUGUCAACCGUUAACGAAUUCCGAAUCGGUUUCGUUUCGACAUUUUUUUUACUACGACCUAAUGUUCACUUACCACCGCAAAACGUUUUUUUCCAGAACAAGUUCGUUUAUAACGUUUCCGUUGCCUGUAAAACGUUUUCCAAAUUCGUUGGUUGUAACGUGUUAACGUUUCUCUAAUUUAUUCGUUUUAAACGUGUUACGUAAAUGACGUGUUUUAUCAAUGACGUUUCCGAGCCCCGGUUUUUCAAAAUCAGAUUUCACCUCGGUUUAAUUACAACGGUUGUGAAAUGAUCGACAUAAACAACACGCUUGCCAGCUAUAAGUUCCCGCCUACGCGUCACACAACGGCAAUGACACGGGCACCAAUUUGUCGUUGUCCGGCGUUUUAGGUUUUUUUUUUUUUUUUUUUUUUUUUUUUUUGUUUUUCAAUCCGAUGUUGCGACGACGCGCGCGUAAAAAAAAAAAAACGCGCACCCACGCCUCGUUCAUUUACGGUUCGGUUUUAUUUUUCAGAAUGUGGCGACCCUCGCAACAGUGACCGAGAGUUCAAUAUCGAACAGUACUUCGACCACGACGACGUCGAACGGCACUACGACAACCGGGAAACCGUCAAAAAGCGGCGCUGGCAGCGCAAGAGUGUGCGCAACGCUCGUUCAGACGUCUCUGGUGGUGUUGGUAGCCAAACGUUUGAUAAUUUAAGCCGUCCGACCUUCGGUAACGGCUCCGCCUGUAUUGCCCACCUUAGAAAUUAUUAACCUUUUUUUUUUUUUUUUAUUUUUCUGUCUGUUGAUACCACUUGGUUUCAGAACGAGCGCAAAUUUAUUCAUUUUUUUUUUUCUCCUAUCUAUACUUUAAUAUUGUUACAAAUGUAUGAUUUUAUCGUAGGUAAAUAUUUAAAUUCGAUUUCCAUACCGCUCGUAUAAAAUUUACCACGUCGUAUUUUCACCGCUAGAAAUUUGUACACACGGCCAAUACCCGCGCCGUUGUGUAGCAGCAGCAGCAGCACUUACGCACUUGCAUACAGUACGUAUAGGUAUCGUCACGUUUUGUUAUUAUUAUUUUAAAAAUGGAAAAAAAUGUGUUUGUAUAUUGAUAACGUAAUAAUAACGUACUCGUACACUUGAAACGUU
Cinara cedri is the source of this 2118-nucleotide messenger RNA. The record is from the annotation of a GenBank genome assembly. NCBI's taxonomy places the organism in Eukaryota, Metazoa, Arthropoda, Insecta, Hemiptera, Aphididae.